Molecule: messenger RNA, 4910 nt
Organism: Hemibagrus wyckioides
Lineage: Eukaryota; Metazoa; Chordata; Actinopteri; Siluriformes; Bagridae
Gene: stat5a
Product: signal transducer and activator of transcription 5a
Exons: 20
Coding region: 429-2669 (746 amino acids)
Biological process (GO): cell surface receptor signaling pathway via JAK-STAT; cytokine-mediated signaling pathway; defense response
Molecular function (GO): DNA-binding transcription factor activity, RNA polymerase II-specific; RNA polymerase II cis-regulatory region sequence-specific DNA binding
Source: RefSeq, a predicted model, not a curated record
UCGCUCGCCCGAGCCAGAUCCCGAGCCUGUGCGUUUCACAGCAGCGCGUGUCAGCAGAAACAACACCACUACGUUCAGUUUAUAUGUGUGCCUAUGAAUGUUUAGCGGAUAUAGCACAUAAAUAAGGGGGGGGAACAGUCGAGAAAACAACAGUGAGGAAACAACACCGGAAGUGGGCGGUUAAGAGAGAGAGAGAGAGAGAGAGAGAGAGAGAGAGAGAGAGACGAAUGAAAAAGUGCACAGCCCGCUGGUGGAAGCGGACACACGGGCAGCUCAGGUUGUCUCGUCGCAUUUCUCUCUCUCUAUAGAUCUACCCGGAGCUUUUCGGCUGCACUUUUAUGCAACACAUUUCAGCGCCCUGCCGAGGUUUCACUGUGCUUCUCUUCAGUCGCUCCUCGUACAUGGUAACACAAGACUGAAGACAAGCGAUGGCGGUGUGGAUUCAGGCCCAGCAGCUGCAGGGUGAUGCCCUGCACCAGAUGCAGUCUCUCUACGGCCAGCAUUUCCCCAUCGAGGUGCGACACUACCUGUCCCAGUGGAUAGAGGGACAACUCUGGGACGCUAUCGAUCUGGAAAACCCGCAGGAGGAAUUUAAAGCCAAGCGCUUGCUGGACGGGUUAAUUCAAGAACUACAGAAAAAGGCAGAACAUCAAAUGGGAGAGGAUGGCUUUCUGCUCAAGAUCAAACUAGGCCACUACGCUUCACAGUUAAAGAGCACAUACGACCGAUGUCCGCUGGAGCUGGUGAGAUGCAUCAAACACAUUCUCUACACGGAGCAGAGACUCGUCAGGGAAGCUACUAAUUCUAACUCCCCGUUGAGCGGGAUGAUGGACAGCAUGUCUCAGAAAUACCAGCAGAUAAACCAAGCCUUUGAGGAGCUGAGGAUCCUGACGCAGGACACCGAGAACGAUUUGCGCAAACUUCAACACAACCAAGAGUACUUCAUUAUACAGUAUCAGGAGAGUCUCCGAAUACAGGCUCAGCUAUCGAGUCUGGCCACGUUGCCCCCCGCGGAUAGACAACUGCGAGAGCCGAGCCUUCUCAGCAAGAGAGCUACUGUCGAAGCCUGGCUCACUAGAGAAGCCAACACCCUGCAGAAGUACAGACUGGGCCUAGCAGAAAAGCACCAGAAAACACUGGCAUUGUUGCGGAAACAGCAGACACUGAUCCUCGACGACGAGCUGAUCCAGUGGAAGAGACGCCAGCAGCUCGCCGGCAACGGAGGACCGCAUGAGGGAGGACUGGAUAUCCUACAGUCAUGGUGUGAGAAACUCGCAGAGACCAUUUGGCAAAACCGGCAGCAGAUCAGGAGGGCGGAGCAUUUAAGACAGCAGUUGCCAAUCCCGGGGCCCAUUGAGGAACUCCUGAAUGAUCUCAACAGCACCAUCACCGAUAUCAUCUCAGCACUCGUAACCAGCACCUUCAUUAUAGAGAAGCAGCCGCCUCAGGUGCUGAAGACUCAGACGAAGUUUGCGGCUACGGUGCGUUUGCUAGUGGGAGGAAAACUUAACGUCCACAUGAACCCUCCUCAAGUGAAAGCCACCAUCAUCAGCGAGCAGCAGGCCAAGGCGCUACUGAAAAACGAAAACACCCGGAAUGACAGCAGUGGCGAGAUCCUGAAUAAUAACUGUGUGAUGGAGUAUCACCAGGCCACAGGCACGCUGAUCGCACACUUCAGGAACAUGUCUCUGAAGAGGAUCAAGCGUUCCGACCGCCGCGGGGCAGAGUCCGUAACCGAGGAGAAGUUCACCAUCUUGUUCGAGUCGCAGUUUAGUGUCGGGGGCAACGAGCUGGUUUUUCAGGUCAAGACCCUGUCUUUGCCUGUCGUGGUGAUCGUCCAUGGAAGUCAGGAUAACAAUGCCACAGCCACGGUUCUAUGGGACAACGCUUUUGCUGAACCAGGCCGAGUCCCUUUUCUCGUUCCUGAUAAAGUGAUGUGGCCACAGCUGUGUGAGGCUCUCAAUAUGAAGUACAAGGCAGAGGUUCAGUCGAACCGAGGUCUGUCUGAGGAGAACCUGGUCUUCCUCGCUCAGAAGGCCUUCAGCAGCUCCAGCUCCAACCCUGAGGAUUACCGGGGCAUGACCAUGACCUGGUCCCAGUUUAACAGAGAAAGCCUUCCAGGUAGAAACUUCACAUUCUGGCAGUGGUUCGACGGCGUCAUGGAGCUCACAAAAAAGCACCUGAAGCCUCACUGGAACGAUGGGGCGAUCUUGGGCUUCGUGAACAAGCAGCAGGCUCAGGACAUGCUGAUGUCCAAACCUAAUGGCACGUUCCUGUUGCGCUUCAGCGACUCUGAGAUUGGAGGCAUCACCAUCGCCUGGGUGGCAGAGAAUCCCAACAAAGCCGGUGAGAGAAUGGUGUGGAAUCUCAUGCCCUACACAACCAAAGACUUCUCUAUUCGCUCUCUGGCUGAUCGCAUAAGUGACCUGAAUCACCUGCUGUUCCUGUAUCCUGACCGACCCAAAGACGAGGUCUUCUCCAAGUACUACACCCCUCCACUGUCGAAAGCGGUGGACGGCUACGUCAAGCCACAGAUCAAACAAGUGGUACCCGAGUUUACGACGCCUAAUCCGGACCCAGCAGCGAAUCCCACCUACAUGGAUCACGCAGCAUCACCGGCCGUCAGUCACCCGCAGAACUACGGCAUCUACCCUGCAAUAAACCCAUAGUGAUGUGAACAGUGAGGUGGACUGGGGUCUGCGCUGGGAAGGGGAGUACUUUCUUAUCCACGGAACCAACCUGAGUGCUGAAGUAGCAAUACUCUUCUGCCCAAGACUGAACGUGAAGAUUUUGUCAGUAGACGAGUUGGAAAGAGGGCGUCUGCUUAUGAUAAGAGUAAAUAUCCAUGAUAUGGAAUUUUUAUUCGUUAUUGUCUAUGCUCCUAAUACUGGUCAUGAGAGAGUGAACUUCUUUAACACUGUUAAUAACGCACUGAUUUCUUCCACACAAGACGCUUUACUUGUCAUUGGUGGGGAUUUUAAUUGCACACUCAAUUUCACUAUGGACAGAAACAGUGAAGAACCUUACUACCAAUCUUCAAAGGCCCUAGAAGAAGUGAUAUCUCAGUCCCAGCUGGUUGAUGCUUGGUGGGAGAAAAAUGAGGGAGUGAAACAAUACAGUUGGGUCAGCAGGAAGAGUAAGUAAGACCGCUUCUAUAUGAGUACCAACAUGAGGAACAGAGUAAUAAGUGCACACCAUGUAGCAUCUCUGACCAUCACCUCAUCACAUCCAGCAUCACCCUGUCCCGAACAAGACCACAGUGCUCCUUCUGGCAUUUCAACACAAAACUAAGACCUGCAGUUCUAUGAGAGUUUUAAGGUCUUUUGGGAACAUUGGAAAGGACAGAAAAAAGGAAUAUGAGAAUCUUCUUCAGUGGUGGGAGAUUGGAAAAGUUCAAAUAAGGAUGUUCUGCCAACAGUUCACAUCACAAACCUCCAUCAAGAUAAAACAAGCCAUGCAUAACACUGAAACAGAAAUCCUUAAACCGAAUCAGCCAAAAAACCCAAAAAUGCUCAGAGACACCUUGUGCAGAAGAAACAGGAUCUCAGUGUCCUCCUACAGGAAAAAGCUAAAGGAGCCAUGGCUAGAGCUCGCUUUCUUUCUGUACAGGACAUGGACUCUCCCACUGCCUACUUUUUUAAUCUUGAAUGGACCUAGACAAACACCUGUUCACCCUAUCCUUAAAGAGAACAGACAUGGAAGGACUCACGUCCUUUUACAAAAAUGUCCUUCAGACAUGGCAGACCCUGUCCUCUUCAAAAGAAAAGGAAACACCUGAACAGUGGCUGUUUGUAGAACCUUUGUUUUUCGAUCUUCUCCUCACCACAGAGAUGCUACAUUCAGUCACCAUCAGGUCUGCGCUGAAGGAGGCAGGACUCCUCAAAAUUCGUCACCUGAGAAGAGGAUCAGGCUGGAUAACAGCUGAAGAACUAGCCAGCGAAAUGGGAUUCAAAUCAACAACCUGGAAGCUGCUCUACCGGCCGUAACAAGUAGAUUCUUGGAAGACAAUCCAGUGGAAAGUAUAAACAGAAGAAAAAGUUUCUGACCUUUCCAGAGUUUCGGGUGUCUCUGAAGAAGGAAGGAUGGCAAGAGAACACUGGAACACUACGACCAUUCCAGAGUUAGGAGCAUUCAGCACUGUGGGUAAAAAAGCUCUCUACAGAGUGUGUGUCAAACAUCUCAACUAUCAACAACUUAAAGAUGUCAGGAGCACCAAAUGGACAGAAGUGCUCUUCUCCAAGAAGCAGCUGGAGAUCCCUGUACAAAAGACCCAUUGAAAUAAAGGUGGAGAAUUGUACAUGGGAUAUUAGCUACAGACCAGCACAUUGCUCGACUGGUGUCUUCAGACGAACAAGGAUGUCCCUACUGAAAAUGUCUUCCAUAUCUUCACGUCUGUCUGCAGUAUUAAAGCUAGUAGAAGUCUGGGGACAACAACUUGAAGGCUUUCUGUAACAAAGCACUGUUCAUACACGGACCAAAAUACUUUUACUGAACUUUUUAUAUGGCAAUGCUAAGCUAGCGAUCCGGGUGAACAGAAACUAGAAGGAGGUGAAGUGAUCCUGUGUUAUUGCUGAGAGGAUUAAUAAGGAAUAGGUUAACUGUAGAGUAUGUCUACUACACACGGGUGAAUAAUGUAAAUGAGUUCUAUGGUGUUUGGGGUGUUGAUGAGUUUGUAUGUAAACCUGAUGAGCGGAGACUUUAAAAACAUCUGGAAUUAAACUUUUUUUUCUGUCUGAUUGCAUGAACUGAUCUGUAAAACACUGUCAGUGAUGUUUUCAUUCUAUUAAUACCAAUUGAUUUUAACAUUCUUCUCUUUCUAUUUUUCUUAUUCCUUCUUUUUUCCUCUUUUUCUUUUCUCUUCUUUUUUUUCUUUCCAUUUUCUCUUUUUUUCCCCCCUCAUCUAUUUAUUU